Pyricularia grisea is the source of this 1077-nucleotide messenger RNA. RefSeq lists its product as uncharacterized. The coding region runs from base 1 to 1077 and encodes 358 amino acids. Gene Ontology annotation, molecular function: signaling receptor binding. NCBI's taxonomy places the organism in Eukaryota, Fungi, Ascomycota, Sordariomycetes, Magnaporthales, Pyriculariaceae. Gene Ontology annotation, cellular component: peroxisomal membrane; peroxisomal importomer complex. Gene Ontology annotation, biological process: protein import into peroxisome matrix, docking. The record is from RefSeq and is a predicted model, not a curated record. The transcript has 4 exons.
AUGGCUAUCAGAGAGGAGAUUGUGGCUUCGGCUGCACAAUUUCUCCAAGACCCUAGUGUCGCCGCUUCAUCCAUCGACAGCAAGGUCGCCUUCUUGCAAGCAAAGAACCUCACCGCUGAGGAGGUAGACGCCGCCUUGGCUCGCAGCGGCGCGCAUUCUGCUCCGGUCGCUGCCGCGCCGCCGGCAGCUUACUCGGCACCACCGGCCCAACCCCAAGCGGGCAUGGUUCCCGCACCCGGAUACUACCAGCCACAAUACCCUCCGUAUGGAUGGCAAAGACCACCGCCAGAAGUCCCUAAGAGGGAUUGGAGGGACUGGUUCAUCAUGGCGACCGUCGUGGGAGGUGUUGGUUAUGGUGUUUUGGAGCUGACCAAGCGCUACAUCUACCCCCUUGUGGCACCGCCUACCCCCGAAAGACUUGAAACGGAUAAGCAGUUGAUCGAGGAGCAGUUCGACAGGCAAUUCGCGCUUGUCGAGCAGCUCGCCAAGGAUACAGAGGCCCUCAAGGCGGCCGAGCAGCAACGGACAGAACGACUCGACACGGCGAUCCUGGAGCUCGAGACCACCAUGGCAGAACUCAAAUCGGCCAACAGGCGGCGUGAGGACGACGCCCAGCGGCUACGGGAUGACAUGCAGAACUUCAAAGACGCCCUGCCCAAGGCAUUGGAGGCGCAGAAGGACGUCGCCAGUGAACGCCUCAGGGAGGUCAUCACGGAGCUGAACAGCCUCAAGACCCUCAUAGGGCAGAGGAUGACUGGACCCGCCACGCCAUCGCCUGCUUACAGCAACUACCUACGACCCUCGGUCAGCCCAGCUCCCGUGUCCCCCUCAGCUACAGAAAACAACUCUACUCCCGGCACCGGCGCGAAUGGAACUGCGGCACCCGAGGCCCCCAAGCCCCAGACCCCGGCGACCAGCAGUGGUCGCCCGACUUUCGGUAUCGGUGGAGCAGGCAGCAGCGGCAUGUCGGCAUCUAUUCCGAGCUGGCAGCUGGCCAUGUCGACUCCUGCCGCUAGCGGAACCAACGGUACACAGAGCGGACAAGCCUCGGCAGCAACCCCGCCUGCAUCAAGCUAG